CUACUAGUUCUCAAUAUUUUUUCACCAGGAAACAUUCUUCUUACAAUUCAUUGAUAUACCAAAGAAGAAAUAUGGGUUUCAAUGGCAAGUUGGUUGCUUCAAUGGAGGUUAAGUGUGGAGGACAUUUGUUCCAUGACCUUUAUCAAACUAGUUCCCAUCAUGUAACCAACAUAAGUUCCGAUAAAGUCCACCAUUUUAAUAUUCAUGAAGGUGAAGAUCUAAAGGUUGGUUCAGUAAUUGGCUGGAAAUAUAACCAUGAGGGAAAAGUUAAGGUUACUAAGCAACUGAUUGAAGCCAUUGAUGAUGACAAAAAAUCAAUUACUUGGAAAGUGUUAGAGGGAGAUACAUUGGAAUUGUACAAUUCCUUCACUAUUACUGCUUCGUUUGAAGAUAAUUGGGCAAUGUGGACAUUAGUGUACGAGAAAAAAACUGAAGACACACCAGAGCCUAUCACUCUCUUGAGUCUUAUGAUCGAUAUUACUAGAGAUUUAGAAGAUCAUCUCCACAAGGUUUAAAAGAUCGCCAAAGUUCGAAAAUCUCAUAUGAAAUACCUAAAUGCAUCAGUUCCGAUUAUGAUAUAUCUAUUAACUUUGUUUGUGUGAUGAAAAAUAAAAAGUAUUGGCUUGUCUUAUAAGUGAAAUACUAUUGUAUGGAAGUAUUUCUAAUUAUUAAUUAGGUCAAGAUAUUAUGGAUUGUUGCAAGUUUUAAAUUUACCUGUAGAGUGCCAGAAUGUAUUAAUAUGUGUUUGUACUCAUUCCCCUUUAUAAUAAGGAAAAAUUGAAUAAAUGACAUAUUUAAGAAUUCUUA
Molecule: messenger RNA, 807 nt
Organism: Solanum dulcamara
Lineage: Eukaryota; Viridiplantae; Streptophyta; Magnoliopsida; Solanales; Solanaceae
Product: MLP-like protein 43
Exons: 2
Coding region: 72-515 (147 amino acids)
Biological process (GO): defense response
Source: RefSeq, a predicted model, not a curated record